UUGAAACGUCACGAUACGCUUUGCUGAGCACGUUGCGGUUAUCGUCAGCUCUCAAGCUGCAGCCGCGCGCAUCGCUGGUUUGGCUGAGCGCCUGUUUAAUGUCACCGGAGCUAAAUAUCGCGAUGCGUGUCCUGUACCCGGAGUAUCGAGCCAGGCAUCGUUUAUAGUGGGGAUUUUUUUUCUAUAAGUAAGGCUGCGCGCGCUCAGCGUCGUCAGCAUCCUCUGCUGGAGCCUCGCGCUACUAGUGGCCGCGCAGAUCAGCUCGCGCACCGGAAAGCGAGGGGUGCUUUGGCUCUUCGCUUUUCCUCCGCUGUUUAUUUGUGUCCGUGAGGAACAAGCUUCUGGAAGGAUGUGGGGUCGGCUGGGAGCCGCCUGGAUUUGGGCCUCUUUGCUGGUGGCCGACGUUUUGAGCAGCAGCAAAAGCUCCAACCAGAAUGGCUCAGACGAGCAGAAGGACAACACCACCGUCUUCACCAGGAUCCUUGACAGUCUUCUGGAUGGCUACGACAACCGUCUCAGGCCUGGACUCGGAGAGCGUGUAACGGAAGUGAAGACUGACAUUUUCGUGACCAGCAUUGGCCCUGUUUCGGAUCACGACAUGGAGUACACCAUAGACGUGUUCUUCAGACAGAGCUGGAAAGACGAGCGUCUCAAGUUCAAAGGUCCGAUGGCCGUGCUGCGUCUGAACAACCUGAUGGCCAGCAAGAUCUGGACGCCAGACACUUUCUUCCACAACGGGAAGAAAUCAGUGGCACACAACAUGACGAUGCCCAACAAACUGCUACGGAUCACAGAGGAGGGCACCCUGCUCUACACCAUGAGGCUGACAGUGAGAGCGGAGUGCCCCAUGCAUUUAGAGGAUUUUCCCAUGGAUGCCCAUGCCUGCCCCCUCAAAUUUGGCAGCUAUGCGUACACGCGGGCUGAGGUCGUAUACGUGUGGACGCGCGGUGCGGCUCAGUCGGUGGUGGUGGCCGAAGACGGAUCCCGUCUGAACCAGUACGACCUGAUGGGGCAGACGGUGGACUCGGGGGUGGUCCAGUCCAGCACCGGAGAGUACGUUGUCAUGACGACACACUUUCACCUGAAGAGAAAGAUCGGCUACUUUGUGAUCCAGACGUACCUGCCGUGCAUCAUGACGGUGAUUCUGUCGCAGGUGUCUUUCUGGCUAAACAGAGAGUCGGUCCCUGCCAGGACUGUGUUCGGAGUGACCACUGUGCUGACCAUGACCACCCUCAGUAUCAGCGCUAGGAACUCUCUGCCCAAGGUGGCCUACGCCACCGCCAUGGACUGGUUCAUCGCCGUCUGCUACGCCUUCGUCUUCUCUGCCCUCAUCGAGUUUGCCACCGUCAACUACUUCACGAAAAGGGGCUACGCCUGGGAUGGGAAAAGCGUGGUGCCCGAGAAGCAAAAGAAGAAGAAGGAGUCCCUGCUGAAGAAGAACAACACCUACACUGCUGCCACGGCAACAGCCUUCGCCCCCAACAUCGCCAGGGACCCUGGUUUGGCCACCAUUGCCAAAAGCGCACCCCCACCACCCACCGAACCCAAGGAAGAGCCCAAGCCAAAGCCGCCGGAGGCGAAGAAAACCUUCAACAGCGUGAGCAAGAUCGACAGGAUCGCCAGAAUAGCUUUCCCUUUGCUCUUCGGAACCUUUAACCUGGUCUACUGGGCAACCUACUUGAAUAAAAAGCCCAAACUGCAAGGCGCCCUGCAGCCCCACUAAUCCUCGUGCAUCAUUUUGUUCUCUUUCUUUCUUUCUCUUUCUUCUUCUUCUUCUUCUUUUUUUUUUUUUUGAAUGUCUCUUUACAAGUAAAACAAAAACAAACUGUGUCAGUAGUGGUCGAGUCCCCCAGUGUCCACUUUGCUCCUGUGUAACAUAUCUUCCUAGUUUAAAAAAAGAAAGAAGAAAAAAAAAAAGAUUGGAAAAAAGACUCAAAUCUGCAAUAUGUGCUAAACAUGUGCUUUUUUAAAAAGAAAAUACAUGAAUAUUUCACCUUGAACAUGUGCUAUUAAAAAGGAGAAAAAUAACGCAUACCUGUGUAUAUAUACUGUAUAUAAGCAGUAUAUAUCUUGCGCAAGAGAUCAUUCUACAAACGCACAUACAGUAGAGUUACAAUGGAAAAGGGGAUCCUUCUACUUUUGGUUACUCGUUUAUCUCAACGUCGUUGCAUUACGCUUCCGUCCUGUACAGAGUUUUUUGCAUGGGCUGAACUUUUAUUUUGUUGAUUUAUUUAUUUGUUUUUUGUUUCUGUGACCAGCUACCGUCUGGCGAUCGACUUUAAAAAAAAACAAAAAAACGAUGCUACCUUCAAUCACGGUUGAGUGUUCUUCCAUUCUCUGUAGUAGAUCAGAGCUUAACCCACUUAUGUUUUAUAUUCAAAUAGGGUUUCAAUAGCAAUAAAAACAAACAUGUCUCAGUGGACAAGAAGUCACUCAUUUUAAAGAUAUUAAAGACGUAGAACCAUCCGCUGUUAUGUAUAAGGCUAUUUAUUUAGUUCUAAUGUAAAUAUUACAGAAGUUAGAGAUGUCAGUAUUAAGUUGUGACUAACCUCAGAAAGUGGACGAAGAGAGCCUUUGUGUUUUGCGUUGAGGGAUGUUUGUGUAAAAAUAAAGAAGCUUUUUUUUUUUUUUUUUAAGUAAACGAGUUGGUGACCCGUUAAAUGCCGGUUUAGGUCUAGUGUGGAAGUGUAAAUUAGCGAGACGUCCUCUCGGAGACGUGUUCAGGACGGGCUAGACUUUAAGAGAGAAUGUAAAACUGUAAUAUUGUGGGAAUGCAUUUUAUAUUAAGUAUUAAAUCACAGUUCUUUACGUUGGUUUAUGGUUUUCAUGGCACAGUUGCACGUUAGGGACAUGUAAGAUUGCGAAGACGACGUUGCGUUCUGCUGUUUCUUGCUGCUAGCCGCUAGCGCUGCAUUGGAGAGAAUGCACUGGACGUUAAGAGCAGUGCCUUUUCGAUACUCGCUGAAAGGGAACUUCCUAGGUGGCGCUCUAAUUUCAGGUUUUUGUGCGUUGGUUGUCUCUGGUUGACCUUUCGAAAACAUUACUCAGAAAGUACCAGCUACACUGCCUUUUGUCUCACAUGCCGUUUGAAGAUGAGCCUGUUCUGUUCUGUUCUGGACGCUAUCCGUUGUGAGCCAUUAGCCAUGCAGGCUAGUGCCGUGCUUUUACAGGCUGUACCACAGCGGCAAAUCUGUUUAUUUUCAAUAAGCACUUUACUGUGGGGCGGUGCUCAUAAGGCUACAUAACACCUUUAUGAACUCAUCAUGACAAAUGACACAAACCUUUAUAAAACCAUUAUAUAACUUUAUUAUUUAUUACCUUUAUUUAUUCAGAAUUAUUAUAGAACCAUUUUCUUUACUAAGGAACACUUGAAGAACCACAAAGAGUGUAGUGGUUACGUCCAUUUGGCAUCAAAGGCUUUAUGACAGAUGAUUCCUACUGGAACAAAUUUCGAUAACACUUUACUGUCGGGUGCAGUUCAUAAGGCUACAUAACACCUUUAUGAACUCAUCAUGACAAAUGACACAAACCUUCGUAAACGUUUAUAAAACUCUGCAUAACACUUUACUGUCGGGUGCAGUUCAUAAGGCUACGUGACACCUACAUGAGCUUGUCAUGACAACUGACAUAACCCUAAAUAAGCAUUUAUUAAUGCUUAUUCCAAUCGACAUUGUUCGCUAUAAAUGUUACAUUUGCAAAUUGUGAUCAAAGUAGCAAUUAUGACAUCUUUUUGAUGAAUACGCAUUAUUAAACAUUUAUGUAGGGUUAUGUCAGUUGUCAUACAAGGUUAUGCAGGUGUCAUGCAGCCUUAUGAACUGUACCCUACAGUAAAAUGUUAUCGAAAUUUGUUCCAGUAGGAAUCAUCUGUCAUAAAGUCGUUGAUGCCAAAUGGACGUAACCACUACACUCUUUGUGGUUCUUCAAGUGUUCUUUAGUAAAGAAAAUGGUUCUAUGUGGAACCGUGAGCAUGCAAAGAACACUUGAUAAAAAAGGUUCUUUACAUCAUAAAGUGGUUCUUCAGACUGAUGGAGAAUGUGUUGUGUAUGGUUCUAUGUAGAAAAGGGUUCUCUAUAGCACCAAAAAGAGCUUGACGUUGUAACAAUAGUAUAACUAUUUUGGAUGCUAUAUAGAACCCUUUUCUACAUAGAACCAUACACAACACAUUCUCCAUCAGUCUGAAGAACCACUUCACCAUGCGAAGAACCCUUUAAGCAUGCAGAUGGUUCUUUGAGUGUUCAUAGUUCUAUACAGAACCACAGUCUUUACUAAAGAACUCUUGAAGAAUCAUCUUUGAGUGUAUGCUAUAUGGCCAAAAGUAUGUAGACACUUGAACAGCACACCUGUAUGAGCUUGUUAGAUGUCCCAUUCCAAAACCAUGGGCAUUAACAUGGAGCUGGUCCCCCUUUGCAGCUCUAACAGCCUCCAUCCUUCUGGGAGGCUUCCUACAAGAUGUUGGAGAGUGUCCUUGGGAAUUUGUGUCCAUUCAGUCUAAAGAGCAUUUGAGAGGUCAGACGCUGAUGCUGGAUGAGAAGGCCUGGCUCACAGUCUCCAUUCCAGUUUAUCCCAAAGGUUUUCAGUGGGGUUAAGGUCUCUGUGAGGGCCUCUGGAGUUCCUCCACACCAAACUGGUCACUCCAUGUCUUUAUGGAGCUGCUUUGUGCACAGGAGCUCAGUCAUGCUGGGACAGGAAAGGCUGUUCCCCAAACUGCUGACACAAAGCUGGAAGCAGACAACUGUGUAAAAUGUCUUUGUACUGUAGCAUCAUCACCCUCCACUGGAACUGAGAGCCCAAACCCUUAAAAACAGCCUCAGCCCAUUAUCCCUCCUCCUCCAAACUUUACUCUUGCCACUGUGCGUUCCGGUAGGUAACAUUCUCCUGACAUCCACCAAACCCAGAUUCAUCAUCAGACUGACAGAAGCUGAUUCAUCACUAUAGAGGUUCCACUGAUCCAGAGUCCAGUGUCGGUACUUUACAACUCUCCAGCCGACACUUGGCAUUGCGCUUAGUGAUCUUAGGCUUGUGUGCAGCUGCUCAGACAGCGAGACCCAUUUCAUGAAGUUCCUGACUCACAGUUCUUGUGCUGAUGUUGCUUCCAGAGGCAGUUUGGAGCUCUGUAGUGAGAGAUGUAACAGAGGACAGAAGAUGUUUAUCCCCACUCUGUUAGUUUAUGGUCUACUGCUUCAUGGCUGAGCUGUUGUUGCUCUUAACAGUUCUGUUUCACAAUAAUCACACCUACAGUUGGGCAGGUCUAGCACGGAGACUUGUAGCAAAGGUGGCAUCCUAUGACAGAGCCAUGUUCAAAGUCGCUGAGGUCUUCAGGUCUUCAGUACGACCCUCUACUGCCAGCGUUUGUCUACUGACACUGCAAGGCUGUGUGCUUGAUUUUACACACCUGUUCUCAAUGGGCGUGGCUGAAACACCUGAACUCAGGAGAAGUGUCCACAUACUUUUGGCCACAUCUGACCUGACAUUGAUGGUAUGUCAACUUGGCAUCAAAGGUUAACAAAAGCUACCUUUAUAAUAAAAACACAUACUGGAAUAAGUGUUUAUGAAUAUUCAUAUAGGUUUAUGUCAGUUGUCAUGACAAGCUUAUAUAGGCUUUGUUUAGCCUUAUUAACACUGUCCUAUAGUAAAGUGUUACCUUUGUUUUUUUCUGUAGCAUGAUGUCAGUCCCUUCUCAACAAGCACUUAUGAAACAAAAUCAAACAUGUAAAAGCUCUUUUUUGUCGUUUUGUCUCCUGCGAGAAACACUGAUGUUAUCAUAUCUUAUUUGAAUUACUUUGAUGUAGCAAUAUCAGAAUAGUAAGGGCUUUUCACGAUCAAACUCUCGACUAUGGUCAUUCUCUACAUUUGGGGUCAGUUUAUGUAGUAGCUUUAAAAAAAAACUUUCUUUUUUUUUUUUUUUUGGUCAAUAUUUUUGUUUUUUUUUGUGCUCCGAGUUUCAGUAGCUAUAGUAUAUAUGCUAAAUAUAUGCUAUUAUUAUUAUUGAGAUAAUGAAAUGGUUUAUGUACGGGAUGUUUUGGAUGAGUUAAACAGUUAAACGACACCCAAACCCACUGUAUAAUUUGCUGUAGACGUUUGCUGAAGGAUUAUUUUUUGAGCAAAAUGGGAAAAAAAGGGCGCGACUGGUGACUGGCGAUGAAAUGCACUCUGGGAUUUGUAGGAUGAUCCGUAUGCAAGUGGACAGUGAUAACAUAUUCCAUCAUCAGAGACUGCUUCUUGGAGCCAGACUCUUCUGAAAUGCUUUAUACAAAUGAAUAUAUAUAUAUAUAUAUAUAUAUAUAUAUAUAUAUGAAAAGAGCGUUAUGCCUAAAGAACAAAAGG
Pygocentrus nattereri (red-bellied piranha) is the source of this 6324-nucleotide messenger RNA. It is a transcript of the gene gabra1, whose product is annotated as gamma-aminobutyric acid type A receptor subunit alpha1. Gene Ontology annotation, cellular component: synapse; postsynapse; GABA-A receptor complex. Gene Ontology annotation, biological process: nervous system process; monoatomic ion transmembrane transport; gamma-aminobutyric acid signaling pathway. The transcript is spliced from 10 exons. The record is from RefSeq and is a predicted model, not a curated record. Gene Ontology annotation, molecular function: benzodiazepine receptor activity; transmitter-gated monoatomic ion channel activity involved in regulation of postsynaptic membrane potential; GABA-gated chloride ion channel activity. NCBI's taxonomy places the organism in Eukaryota, Metazoa, Chordata, Actinopteri, Characiformes, Serrasalmidae. The coding region runs from base 350 to 1723 and encodes 457 amino acids.